GCCUAAAAUUAAGAUCCUCAACCUGAAUCCUCUAAUCUUUUAUGCCCAAAACAAGUUGUAGUUAGCUUGCGUUCGUAAACACUGCACCUUCUUCCCGAACUAGUAAUUACAAUUUACAUAAACUAAAAUCAAAUUUGUGUAAAAUUGUUGGCAUAGCGUGUAGAUUGCCGGAUGACGUCAAUUCAAUUGGAGCAAAGUUACGUGUAUUCCAUAUUCGAUACUUUGCUUCCAGUUUCAGCACAGCAAUUUGCGGCCUGCAUAUUCUGUUCAAACGCCUGCAAAUGAACAUAAUCUUAUAACUGUUCGAGCUUUCAAUUCUUGAUUUGAGGUUUCUUUCUGCAUAAGACUGGUGGCCUAAUUUUCGUGCUGUUAGAUCAUCCGGCUGCCUAAAAGAUCGCUUGUAAUGGCGAAACCUGCGUUUUUUAAAGACGAAAAUUCUUUUUACAGCUGGUUAACCGAUUCAAGCAGCGAAAAAAGUAAAGAAAAGCGUGCAGGAAUAGUAAACUCAAAAAGGAAUGAACGGGGACAGCCACGUGGAGCUAUUAAGGACGCAGAUCUUCAGCCACGGUUCAUGAAUGCAGAAGUCAGUAACAAACACUUAUGUAGGUGGCUAAAUGAUCGCCUCCUUUCAGAACUUGCUCCCCCAAUGAGUAAAGAAGAAAUAGCUGGGCUUUUUGCUCCACCUCCCUGGGGUGAAAAGAAGGCCUUGACACCAUUUGAACGAAUCACAGGGGCAGGUGAUGAUUGUCUCCAUGAUAUGGCUGCUUGGGAGCCUUUUCGAAAUGUGGACAUGGAUAAGGAGACACAAAUGUUGAUGCCUUCACUGAAGCCCCGCUCAAAAGAGUUUAAGGUUCAUGUUACAGAGAGUAUGGCUUCAAUGCAAGGCUGGCAGAGGGUUGAACGACAAUCACGAGAGGCACUGCGGCGCAACUUUGAUUCACCUCUUGUUGAAGCUUUGGAGGAUAAAAUAUUGACCUAUGUAAACAGUGCUGAAAACAAUGAAGUUCUUAUUCUAGAAGCUGGAAAUCCUUUCCACCGUCUACUUCUCCAUGGAAUUUGUGAGUACUAUGGCUUGGUAUCCAAUACAGUUUCCAAGUGGGAGGAUAAAGCUGGAGAGCGUUCUUUGGUAACUAGAACCCAUAUCAAUAAAAAGAAGCAAUCUGAAAGUUCAGAUUUGAAUGAACCUGUUCGGAUGAAGCUAGUCAAUUUUCUUAGCAUCCUGAAGAAUGGUGUGCUAAAUUCUGAAGCAGCAGCUUAGAGGCUAACAAUGCACAGUGCUUAAAUUUAUCUGUAAAAUCAUACUUUCUGUGGAAUAAAAUUUUCAUCUGUAAAUCAGAUAUCCAGUCCAGUGUAAGCAUAGCAGAUGGCAUAUCAAUUCUAUGAUUGUAAAUUGUCUAAUUAUUUGGUUUCUCAGAUAAAAAAAAUGUCAUUAUUUCCUUUA
Cryptomeria japonica (Japanese cedar) is the source of this 1441-nucleotide messenger RNA. RefSeq lists its product as uncharacterized. Lineage: Eukaryota; Viridiplantae; Streptophyta; Pinopsida; Cupressales; Cupressaceae. The record is from RefSeq and is a predicted model, not a curated record. The transcript has 9 exons. Gene Ontology annotation, molecular function: nucleic acid binding. Bases 404 to 1258 code for a protein of 284 amino acids.